Molecule: messenger RNA, 2396 nt
Organism: Aedes albopictus (Asian tiger mosquito)
Lineage: Eukaryota; Metazoa; Arthropoda; Insecta; Diptera; Culicidae
Source: RefSeq, a predicted model, not a curated record
UUUUCUGGCACAGAGAGGCACAGAGCAGCAAAUCAGGCGACAAAAAAGUUUUGCGAUUCGAUUCGGCUGGGCGCAAAAAGUGCGACGCUUCUCGUUAGUUUCGGAAAUUUCCUCCAGUUUUCGUUCCGGUGCGUUCCAUUUCGAGUGCAAAGUGACCGGCCAGUUCCGCGGAACAUUGCGAGACCGGAAGUUGUGGUGAAAUCGUCCGAUUUGGGAAGUUUUCGGGUGGUUUACUGCGGCGGCGACGGCGCCUCUUGGUAAACAAAAGAAAGAAGCGUGCAUCAAUCAACAAAAAAAAAAGCAGAACCGCUGAGAGUGGUGCUCCGCCCUCGCGCUCUGAUUGAUGUUGAUUUUGGUUGGUGGAGGCGCGCGCGAAUGUGUUCUUGAUUCGGGUUCGUCGCCGCGAGGAUGAAAGAGUGGUCUGAUCUGUUGCGGGAAAUCAAAAAGUUCAGCGACCACGACGACGCGAUGGAGUUCGGAGAGGACUUUGCCAAGCUGCAGAUGAUCUUUAACCACACGAACCAGUUCGUGCGGAAUUUCGACAAGAUUGUUUUCCACGGCGGCAAUGAGCCGUUCAUUAUUGAGAUUGUGGCGCGGCUGGUGAAGUAUUUGCGGAUCCGGCGGUAUUUGAACGAGGAUAAUAAACCGGUGCCGGAGUGUAAGGAUCAGCUGAGGAAGAUUACGCUGUUUAUGGUGCUGAAUACGGACGUGAGUUUCAAGUAUGAUCUGGGGAAGGAUACGAAGUUGUGUCACCUGUUGAACACAAUUCCGCAGCUGACGAAGUGUUUGCUGAUCAAUUGCAUUUGGGGAGCGAGCUUGGAUGAGUAUUUCUACGAGGUGCUGUCGUACACGCCGCAGUGGUUCAUGAUGCAGUUCGUGGACCAGGCGGUGACCAGUUUGAAGUUCUCGAAGCCGUACGAGAUUCUGGGCCGGGUGGAGGCCAUGGUCAAGGCGAUCUAUUACAGCAUCUGUCGGACGGACGCGGAUUGGAAGAAGAUCGACCGGAAUCGGUUUGUGGAGCAGCAGCGGACAUUGGGCAAGCUGUUUGAUUUUCUGAUGGAGUUUUUGAGGUACUUUAACACGCCAGAUAUGAGCAAGUUCGAGCGUUGGACCAAGCUGAGUAUGCAUAAGUAUCACGGAUUUGCGUUGAAGCACAUGUUCGGAAUUGUUCUGUAUUGCUUGGACAUGUACCUGAACAAGAGUCUGUUCAAGAUAGACGAGAAAAUGGGAAUCUACCAAAUCAUGGGCGAGGAGCACCUCCCGAAAAAGGAGAUUCCGGAACAGUACUCCCACGGAGCGGACGGCUAUCUGAUGAAGAUCAACAACUGCCUGCUGAACACGCUGCAGACCUGCGUCAUGGAAGUAACCAUCGACGGGUUCAUGUACUGGGUCGAGAUCGAAAUCAUCGUUGGGGACCGAGGGGAGAAGAUGUCCCUGCAGCAGUUCAUCGGCGAAUCCGCCUUCAAACUGUGCGAAAUGCUCAAAGACAACAAAGUCCUUCAGCACAACGUUCUGAAACAGCUGCCGGCCAUUUCGUUACGGCCAAAGUCCCAAGCGGAAAAGGCCAUGGAGCUGUCCAUGCGAGAUCUGAUGGAGAAGUUGGAAUCCUGUCGAGAAGUGUUCGAGCGCAAGCUGUUCUUCAACGAAUUCCUCCGUCGGGGAGCGCAAGUCUUUGGCAAUGCCGAGUGCCUGGAACUCAUCGAGCAAAACAUGGACCUCAUCUCCGGGGACAACGUCCGGAAGCUGAUCGAGUACGACAACAGACCGCUCGAACAGGAAGAAAUGGAAUCGGAUGAACCUGCGGAAGAAGCCGUCAAGUUACGACAGCUGAUCCUCAAAUCCGUCGACUAUCUGCUCCUGGAGGAAGCCAAUUCCCUGAUCAAGUUCAUGAUCGCCACGUACGGCCUCGAAUAUGACCGCUACCGGACUCCCACCCUAGUCGAAGAGAUCAUCGAAUAUACCAAUCGCUUCAACUCCGCCUCCCUUCAACUGGGAGCCGCCACCGACGACUCCGACAUCCCCUUCCGCCUGAUCUUCCAGUGUCCCUCCCUGUUCUACCAACGCCUCACCCGGUCCCUCUACGACUCAAGCUUCAACAACGCCAACUACAUCUACGCCAUCACCCAGGUCAUCGCCAAAACCAAAUCCCUGGCGGUGCCCUAUCUGAGCGCCCAGGUCCGCUCCCUCCUGUCCGACAAGUUCGAAAUCACCAAAUCCAACUCCCUGUCCUUAUUUGUACUCAAACUGUACAACCUGGACCUCUUCGAGCGGAACCACUUCCUCCAGGGCUACCUCCUUCAGGGCGCCGACGAAGCCUUCCGCACCGGAAACUUCAUCGCCCUCACGGAAGUGCUCGGCCUGAUGCACCUCGUGGUCGACAAGAAUCUCCACUGCUU